This is a messenger RNA of Danio aesculapii, 3731 nucleotides long. RefSeq names its product polypyrimidine tract binding protein 1a (gene ptbp1a). Gene Ontology annotation, molecular function: mRNA binding. Gene Ontology annotation, biological process: regulation of cell differentiation; regulation of RNA splicing; mRNA processing. NCBI's taxonomy places the organism in Eukaryota, Metazoa, Chordata, Actinopteri, Cypriniformes, Danionidae. Gene Ontology annotation, cellular component: nucleus. The record is from RefSeq and is a predicted model, not a curated record. Bases 69 to 1793 code for a protein of 574 amino acids. The transcript is spliced from 16 exons.
GUAAGGAUAUAAGAAAUACUAGCAGGUCUACCUCCCGUCUACGACAACCUGUAGUUUUGUGUUGUGCCAUGGACGGCCGUUUAGAGACUGAUCUGUAUCCUCUGGGAUCCAGCUACGUCACUGAAAUAGACAGUGUCCAUGAUAUAACAGUCGGCACAAAGAGGGGAUCCGACGAACUCUUUUCCUCUUGCAUAUCUAACGGACCAUAUAUAAUGAGCUCUGGAGCAGCAAAUGGAAAUGACAGCAAGAAAUUCAAAGGGGACAUCAGGAGUCCAGGCAUUCCUUCACGGGUCAUUCAUGUGCGCAAACUGCCAAAUGACAUAAAUGAAGCAGAAGUCAUUUCUUUGGGGCUUCCCUUUGGCAAAGUGACCAACCUUCUGAUGCUGAAAGGAAAGAACCAGGCCUUCCUGGAGAUGAACACAGAGGAGUCUGCACAGACCAUGGUCAGCUACUACUCCUCUGUCACCCCUGUCAUCCGCAACCAUCCAAUCUUCAUGCAAUAUUCCAAUCACAAGGAGCUGAAAACUGACAACUCGCCCAACCAAGUCAGAGCACAGGCUGCUCUGCAGGCGGUGAAUGCAGUCCAGACAGGAGGCAUGUCUUUGACUGCUGUUGAUGGAGCAGGCAUGGGGAGCCAGAGCCCUGUGCUGAGGGUUAUUGUAGAAAAUCUCUUCUAUCCAGUGACUCUUGAUGUCCUUCAUCAGAUCUUUUCAAAGUUUGGCACAGUUUUGAAGAUCAUAACCUUUACCAAAAACAACCAGUUCCAAGCACUGGUCCAAUACUCAGACGGAAUGACUGCUCAGCAUGCAAAGCUGUCUUUAGAUGGACAGAACAUCUACAAUGCCUGCUGUACCCUUCGCAUCAGUUUCUCUAAGCUCACCAGCCUGAAUGUUAAGUACAACAAUGAUAAGAGCAGAGACUACACUCGCCCCGACCUGCCAACAGGAGACAGCCAGCCCUCCCUCGAUGCGCAGACAAUGGCAGCAGCCGCCUUGACCGCUCCUGGUAUUAUCUCUGCGUCACCAUAUGCCACAGCUCAUGGUUUUCCACCAACAUUUGCGAUUCAGCAGGCAGCAGGCCUGUCUCUGCAGGGUAUGCCUGCUGGGGCUCUUGCUUCACUCGGUGUUCCUGGUGCUGCGGCAGCCGCUGCAGCAGCAGCUGCUGCUGGACGCCUCGGUCUCUCUGGUCUCACUCCUGCAGGAAACAGUGUCCUGCUGGUCAGCAACCUUAACCCUGAGAGCGUUACGCCCCAAUGCCUCUUUAUUCUUUUCGGUGUCUAUGGUGAUGUCAUGAGAGUGAAGAUCCUGUUUAACAAAAAGGAGAACGCUUUGGUGCAGAUGUCUGAUGGAACCCAAGCCCAACUAGCCAUGAGCCACUUGAAUGGGCAGAAGCUAUAUGGUAAGGCUUUGCGGGCGACUCUUUCCAAACACACCACGGUGCAGCUACCACGUGAAGGCCAUGAGGAUCAGGGCCUCACUAAGGAUUACAGCAACUCUCCUCUUCACCGCUUUAAAAAGCCAGGUUCCAAGAACUACUCCAACAUCUUCCCUCCUUCCUCAACUCUCCAUCUUUCCAACAUCCCUCCUUCUAUCACCGAAGAUGAUCUCCGAGGUUUGUUUCUGAGUUCAGGAGCUGUGGUUAAGGCCUUCAAGUUUUUCCAGAAAGACCGUAAAAUGGCUCUCAUCCAGCUGGGCUCUGUGGAAGAAGCAAUUGAGUCACUGAUCAAGUUUCACAAUCAUGACCUGGGAGAAAACCAUCACCUCAGAGUCUCCUUCUCCAAGUCCACCAUCUGAUGAAGGCGCUUUUGGUUUUGAGAAGGUGAAAGGACUGUCACAUUAGACCAAACUUUUAAGCCUUCCACAAUUUAUAUCGCUGUGGACAUGUUUUCCACAACACACACUUCAUCAUUCCUUUUUAUUAUAUCUAUAUUCAUGUUUCCAUUUCUUUUUGUCAUUCCACUUUGAACCAGUAGACAAGAGGAACUCGUCAACCCAAAUGUGACUUGGGUUUUAAAUAGUACAUUUUCUUCGACGGUUUGUCUCGUGAUAUAGUUGAUCUUCGGCACACGUUGGUUUUGGAUCAUAGAUGCUGCAUAGUUUACACUCGUGCCUCUGCGGAAAGCCGCACUCUUUCAGGUUGCACACACAAAGCCUUGUUUAAUUUGUUUGACUAUGAUUGGUCCCCGUUUGCCUUUCCACAACAAGCAUUUGUGCCUUUUAUAUUGUGGAAUAUCUUAAUUGCCAUCAUAAUUUCCUGAUGUUUUUGGAUUCUUUGUGGAGGCCAUUAACCUCAACAUACAAAAAUAGUAUAGUUUUGCCAGGUAGUCACUGUUUAAAUUUGGCUAUUGAAAGCACCAGAAUGUGUUUUUUUUUUUUUUUUUUUUUUUUUUCUCUCUCUCUCUACGAAAGGCAGCGAUUGGUUCUAUACAGGCUUUAGUUUUGUACCUUGCUGUCACAGCUUAUUUUGGAUAUAGUUAUUCUAUAUAUAUGUGGUUCUACUCUUAAUCUACCGUAUGUAAGAUAUAUUCUAUAAUCUAUAUAGUUUCAUUCCAUAUCAUUUAAAAAAAGAAAAAGGAAAAAAAAUUGCACAUUUCUAUACUGUAUAAUCUGUUUGGGCAUUGUCCCACUGCACUCUGUGCCUAGACGGUGAUAGUCUGUUAGGUUUGGGUACAAUUUUUCUAUUUUUCCCACACUUCCCUAUUGCCUUGCUUCUUGUGGGCUUUAUCAAUAAUGAAACCAAACCAGACUUCACAACUUUUUUUUUUUUUUAAUAGAUAUUCUACGUGCGACAAUGAAUCAAAUUUGUAUUUCUAUUUUCUUGAGUUAACAAGUUUACCUUGUAAACUAGAACCUCCCAGAGAUGAUUGAUUGGUUUGUUUUUUUCUGUAAGGUCUUACGGUCACUUGCCUUUUUUGUUAAAGAAAUUUAGCAUUACAGAGUCUUAAGCUCCUGAGUGAUAUUUUUAGUGAAACAAGACACCUGUGACAAGACUUUGGACUGUUUUUGGCACUUCUUUAUGUGGGAUGGGAGAUGAAUGGUAAGACCAUGGUCUUUCCUCUGCCUGCAGUUUCAUGUUGACUAUAACAUGAGUUUCGAUGCUCAGAUAUUUCCUUCUGUAAUUGAUGCUGAAGAAAUAUUUCAGUUUCUUUUAGCAAUCUAGCAGAAUGUUUUGCGGUUGGGUGGGUGGGUUUUUCUUUCUUUCUUACUGAGGAGUAGCAUGAUGGACCAAAGCAUCUUCAUUGUUCUGCCAGUCACUUUGUUCUGUCUUAUUGAAGUGUAUCAUACUGUGCAGCAAUAUUGUUUUAUCGACAGCUUUGAUUUCAGUGGGUAGUUUAGAGGGCUUAUCUGUAUAUUAUUGCCAUUUUUGUUUACAAGAAGACCUUGGAAAGAGAAUUUAUUACAAAUUAGAAAAACAUAGUGGGCUAUUUUUGGUCCUGAAGUAUGUGUAUCAAGAUUUCUGUUGUCAGAGAACAGAACCAAACUAAAGUCUUAAAGUCACAACAGCUUUUUUUUUUUUGGCCUUAUCCUACUUUCCUUUUUUUCCAGUAUGGAUGUAAUGUUGAGCAACAGUGGGAGAGGACUACUGUAUAUAAUUAUUUGUGUUUUGUAUAAGUAAUUGCAAAUCAACAAUUUCUGUCAAACAUGUAUAUUUUGAUAAACUUACAGCAGACAUUCAGCUCAUUGUAGAGCCUUCCUUUUUUAUUACACAAUAUUAAAGAGAUUUCAACAUGU